Messenger RNA from Lolium rigidum, 2379 nucleotides. RefSeq lists its product as uncharacterized. NCBI's taxonomy places the organism in Eukaryota, Viridiplantae, Streptophyta, Magnoliopsida, Poales, Poaceae. The transcript is spliced from 11 exons. The record is from RefSeq and is a predicted model, not a curated record. The coding region runs from base 1 to 2379 and encodes 792 amino acids. Gene Ontology annotation, molecular function: protein kinase activity; ATP binding. Gene Ontology annotation, biological process: protein phosphorylation.
AUGGUCAACUGCUGCCCGGCCUGUGACCUCCUCUGCCGGCAAGGAACACACGCCCUAUCUAGUGCUGGGGUGGAGGGUGCCUAUUUCACGGAUCUGAUGUCCAGGGUCGACUUCGCUAACCCCUAUAAGUCCAAGUUUCUGAAUGGACAUCAUUCUAUCCUUUUCAGUGAGGACGAGGGAAACAUGGAACAUGACGUAUUGGAGCGCAUAUUUGACGGAAGCAUCGAACCAAGAGAUGUAAAGUUAUCAGCUCUAGAGAGCAUCACCCAAAAUUUCUCCCAAGAGCGAAUUAUUGGAGAGGGCGGAUUUGGAACCGUUUACAAGGUAAACUUCACUUUUCACAGAAAAUCUGAACAUAAAGCAAUGAAAUGUGAAGGAUCAAAAGAAUACAUCUACGCCGAGGAUAGAGAAAGAAUACUCUGUUUUGAGUACAUCAACAGCGGAAGUCUAGACAAAUAUAUUGCAGAUGAAUUAAGAGGGCUUCCAUGGGACACUCGUUAUUUCAUAAUAAAAGGAAUAUGCGAGGGGCUGCAGUAUCUUCAUAUGAAAAAGCAUAUUAUUCAUAUGGAUCUGAAACCGGCAAACAUACUAAUAGAUUAUAAUAUGGUAGCAAAAAUAACAGAUUUCGGUUUAUCAAGGAUGAUGGAAAACUCACAGACUAAAAGUACAACCCGCUUUUUAUCACUCGGAUACACCGCUCCAGAAUACCUAGACAAUGGCAAAAUGUCAGUCAAGUCUGAUGUGUAUAGCCUCGGUGUCAUAAUAGUCGAACUGGUGACCGGGUAUAGGAGUGUUCCCGAAAUUAACAAUGUACUUAGAAGAUGGAGGCAUAGAUGUUAUAAAUCAGGGAAAGAAACACCAUUUAGAUACCAACAGAUAACCAAACUCAUCAAGAUUGGGCUACUCUGUCAGGCAAAGGACCCCUAUAAGAGGCCUUUUAUAUCGGACAUAGUACGUGAGAUCAAUGAACUGGAAAGCAUGGAUAGGCAAAUCAGCACGGCGAAGGAAUCUACAGUUAGCCAUAGAAGCCCCUACUUGGAUGAUGACAUGCUUGGGAUUGAGCCUCUCGAGCUACGCUUUCCUUUCGAGCUCAACAAUCACAUAUCAUGCUUACUUGAGCUAACCAACGAGACAAAUGAUUUUAUUGCUUUCGCCAUCCAAACGAUGAGCCCCCUGCCAUAUUGUAUACAACCAAUGAAAGACACUGUGGCUCCAAGGUCGAAGUAUAGUGUCAACAUAACAUUGCAACCACUAGAAAAGGCACCACAAGAUUGGCAGUACAUUGGCAAUUUCAUUGUCCGGAGCACCAAAGUAAAUGACAGCCUUAUGAGUGAGAAUAUUACUGAAGAUAUAUUCCAUAAAGAGGAAGGUAAAUUGGUAGAUGAAGUGAUUCUGACGGUUACAUAUAAGGCUGAGGUACCCAAAGUGGAUGUUUCACUUGGGUCCCUAAUAAUUUCAGACACAAUAAGUCUACAUAGUCCACAGGAAUCCAGUGUGCCGCCAACAGAGGCAGAAUCUGAGAUAAGUGCAUCUACCUCAGAUGAAGUAAUCCGGUUUGAUCCCCCCAAACUAUGCUUUCCCAUGGUGCCAGAUAAAACUGUUUUGUCCUCAAUUAAAAUAAUCAACACUACAGAAUCCUAUGUUAGUUUCGCCAUAUGUGGUCUCGCAGGAAAAGAACCCGCCAGACUUUACCACUUCAACAAAACCAAAUCAGUCCUGCCACCACGGUCCACAGAAUGCUUAACAGUAAGAAGUUAUAAAAGAGAAGGUGCAGUAAAAAAGAUACAGUUCAAUGAGGAAUUCGAUGUCGGUUACGCCACUGUGGCUGAAGAUAUCAAAGCCUGCGACCUUGAUACUAAUGAUUACACUCAGUGGAAGAAGUUGCACAUCGUUGAAAAGAAGAUAAACUCUUGUACCUCAAACGAGCUGAUCCAGUUUGAACCACCUGAGUUAAGCUUCCCUUGCCUGAACAAGACUUCACUCUCGUGGGUUAAUAUAGUGAACCAUACAGAUUGCCACAUUGGCUUCAAUACAUGGUGGUAUAAAGACAAUGUUGCGUCCUACGCCAUAGAACAACGUAGAGGAAUUCUGCCACCACGGUCCACUCGCAGAAUGGUUGUACAAAGGGUACCCAAGGAAAAGGGAGAAAUAGAAGAAUCAGAAUCAUCAUCGAAAGAAGACAAGUUUUUUGCGUGGAACAUGAUUGUGUCAGAAGGUGUUGAAGCUAGCAGCCUCCUCGGUUACAACAGUGACGAAGAAAGUACGGAGUUGCCCUCAAUUUGUAAGAAGGACGGGCCAUUGCCGACCAUCUUCUUUGUAUGUUGGGGUCGCUUUUUCUGCCCCGUAAAGGCCGCUCAUGCAUGCAAGGGCUGGCCAUAG